GUCAAAUACGUAUGACAUAUAUAACCAUACCAUCUGCUGCAUAUCUAUGAUACGUACAUGGCCUUGGGACCCAAGUCUACAUGUCAAUGAUUAGAAGGUUCUUUAUAUUAUCAGAAAAUACAUCGUCAAAUACAUCAUAGACUUUUGAGAGCAAUUCUAGAAAUAGAAUUGUUAUAUAUAUUCCAGUCUUGAGCUGUCUUCUCCAAGUACCUCAGUCUCUUUCCUUCUUACAUGCAUAUUUACUACUGAAUCUCUUGAAAAGGGUGUUAUCAUGACUUUAGCAAAUCUCCUCUCUCUUCUACUUUGCCUCGCACUGGUAGAAUAUUCUACUGCAAAUCUGGACUGUUUUUCUUCUGCUAGUGGUCUGGGCAGUACAAACUAUAACAACUGUUGUUCAGAUCAAACCAGCGGACAUGCCGAAGUGAAUGGAGUUCAGUUUGACUAUUACUGUGGUUCCUGGUUUAGCCCCACAGAUUCAACUCUGGAAGCUUCAAGCGCACGAGCCUGUGCUCAGCUUUGCUCCAUUGACGAUACAUGUGCAGCCAGCACAUGGCAAAGUGACCGUAACCGAUGUCAUCUCAGUCAGCUGUCUGAUAAGAUGGACAGCCACAAGUUGAAAAUUCAGACCAGCCCGCAAUAUGGUACUGGAUAUAUUGCUAUCCGAGAGAAUAUACAAAGUGUUCCUCCGGCGAGCGCCUGUCAGACAUGGAUUAAUGAGGCUAUCACCAACGGAACCGACACGUGCACAAAGCAAAUGGAACCGAUCCAGAAGGCCAGAGAUACAUUCGAACGGGAGAACCAAAUCUGCAAUACAACACUCCGCCGAACCCAGGAAGAAAGAGAUCAAUUAGACGGGGACAACACAAAACGCGGACAAACUAUCGACAAGCUGCAGAGAGAGAAGAAGACACUGGAUGAAGACAACAAGCGUCUAAAUGGAACUGUUCAAUUUUACGAAACAAUAUUGCUAUUGGAGGAUAACAGCAAGCGUCCUAGUCACUGGAAAGAAUGGAAGAGAUGCCCGGAGGUUCAUCAUGAAGAAAUUACGGUAGGCGGAGUCACCUACAAGCAGUACUGCAAUCAGGGUGUCGCCGCUGCACUAAACGCAUUCAGAGACUCAGUAGCCCUCUCUUUUGAUGAGUGCGUGAAAUCGUGCAGUGACCUUCCGUGGUGCCAGGGUAUCAAUUACUGGGUCUCUAGUAGCCGAACCCCCUGCGGCAGAUUUGACAAAUGGCGUGAACACCCUGGUAACCUUCGCUUCACAGACUAUCUUAUUGGAGCAAUUCCAUUGAAAGAAAAGCGACCUUAAAAUCACAUCACUGAAGUCACCGCAGAUGCUGAUUUGGUCAGCAUUCAACAUUAACAUUGUUG
Molecule: messenger RNA, 1371 nt
Organism: Aspergillus saccharolyticus JOP 1030-1
Lineage: Eukaryota; Fungi; Ascomycota; Eurotiomycetes; Eurotiales; Aspergillaceae
Exons: 1
Coding region: 272-1309 (345 amino acids)
Source: RefSeq, a predicted model, not a curated record